AUGGACACCGCAAAGUCAACGACCACCCGGGCCAUCCUUCAAGAGCCUCCCCAACCAGAGACGGCCCUUGCGAUCACCUAUCGGCAGACACAAGCCAGCGAUGCGGCCGGCAAGAACCCAGACUUUGCACACUAUCGCGAUCUGAAGACGAGACAUGGGCGCUCACUCGGCGAUCUCGUGAUUGAGCCCCUUGCCGAUAGAGAGCUCUACCCCCGCGUCAUCUGCCAGGUCGACAGCCUGCCCGGGCUGCUUGGCAACGACGGGCGCAUUCCGUCAUUCGACCUGGUCAUUCUCGAUGAGAGCGAAUCGAUACUCGCGCACCUUUCGGCCGACACCCUCUCUUCCAGGCACAUCGUCAUCCGGCUUGUCGUCGAUCUGCUUCGGCGUGCACGCCGAGUCAUCUGCCUGGACGGACAUCUCGGCCAACGGACCUUCGACUUUGUGACGAUGCACAAGAUUCGCUGCUCCCCAGUAAUCAUCAACAAGCACGUGCCAGAGCGGCCUCUCGAGUUCGAGUUCCUCGAGGGGCGAGCAGGGCUCCAGCUGUGGGAGAGCGAAAUUUCCGACGCGCUCAAGGCCGGCCAAAACGUGUUUGUUGUAAGCAUGUCGUCGGACAGAGCCCAGGGCUUGGGGAGCGCUAUGGCAGAGGAGGGCCUUUUAGAGGAGAAGGACAUUCUUGUCAUCACGCGCCAUUCUGAUGGGGAGGUGAAGCGGGGCCUCGGGGAUGUGAACCGCAGCUGGAAGAAGCGGCUCGUGAUAAUCAGCCCCACGGUGGAGGCGGGGGUCGAUUUCAACCGGCCAUGGUUCCACCGGAUGUUCCUGUAUAUCUGCAUGGAAAGCACGCACCCGCGGGGCCUUGACCAGAUGAAGGGCCGAGUCCGGCAGCUAGUCAACCCGUUGGUAAUGUGCUUUGUUAGGAAGGGCAUCAAAAUGCCAACAGAGGGGGAGGAGGGAAGCGGGUACAGGACAAUCAUGGGGAAGAAUGCCGGACGGGUCCCGAGGCUUGGGGUCGAGGAAACGUACCAGUGGUUCCUCAAUCGGGACGGGAGGGUGGGCGCAGGGAUGUUUUGCGAGGCCCCGGUCACGCGCUUGCUUGCUCACAAUGAGAAGGAGGCCUUCAAUGGCCGAACGCACUUCUACGAAGAGUUCACUGAGCUGCUCGUGAGCGAUGGGCACGUCGUGAGGGGAGUGCGGAUCAUAGAUGCGGCCGAAGAAGAGGGGUUUGGCGGAACGGAUCUCGCGAGGGGCAAGAUUCUGCUCGAGCAGAUGGUCCAUGCCCCCCACAUCACUCCUGGUCAAUUUGCCGCCAUCGAAGCACGCGUCCGCAAGAUUGAGGACUACCCAGGGGAGAGGGUGCAGCUCGAAAAGUACCAGCUGGCACGAUUCUAUUGUGUGCGGCACCUGGACGCAAAUUUCAUCAGGAUCUUUGGACCCUACAAGAUCUCUGCGGUCGAGUUCGUGCUGCAAGUCGUAGACCCUCGAUAUGAGUUCGACACAACGGAGAUUGGGCGGCAUAGGUACCCCCGUCAGAAGUCUGACAUUGCCAGGGAGCUGCUAACGACGCUUGGCUUUCCGCAUCCCCUCUUCCAUGAGCACGUCACGGGCACUCUUGAAGAGUUGAGAGGGGUGCUAGCGGCCACCACUUACUUCCGUGACUACUCUGAGACCGUAAAACUAUUCCAAAAGCGUGCUCGCGGAAACGAAAAUGUCUUGGCAGAGCAGAAGUCGGCCACGAUUGCUCUCAACCACGUGUUUUCGGAGCUCGGGCUGCAGCUCGAGGCGACUCAAAUCGGCCGAGCGCCACGGAGCGUGGACAAGAAAGGGCGUGCUCGGGAGUAUGGGGGGUGGAAGCUGUUGCGGACGCCAAGGAGUCGGGAGCGGCCGGUUGUUGGGCCUGUGGGGGUGGAUCUCAUGGCCCAGCUCUUGAAGUUACGAAUCCAAGAUUCAGUCGCCCUGAGGGCGCGGAUCCCUGUCGCUCUUAGAGAGUACCUUGAGAGGGUUUGCUUCAGCCGAAUCGGGUCGGCCAUCCACCCCAUAAACUAA
Molecule: messenger RNA, 2043 nt
Organism: Klebsormidium nitens
Lineage: Eukaryota; Viridiplantae; Streptophyta; Klebsormidiophyceae; Klebsormidiales; Klebsormidiaceae
Source: the annotation of a GenBank genome assembly